Molecule: messenger RNA, 1980 nt
Organism: Telopea speciosissima
Lineage: Eukaryota; Viridiplantae; Streptophyta; Magnoliopsida; Proteales; Proteaceae
Product: probable inactive ATP-dependent zinc metalloprotease FTSHI 3, chloroplastic
Exons: 4
Coding region: 27-1928 (633 amino acids)
Biological process (GO): proteolysis
Cellular component (GO): chloroplast thylakoid
Molecular function (GO): ATP hydrolysis activity; ATP binding; ATP-dependent peptidase activity
Source: RefSeq, a predicted model, not a curated record
AGUAAUUUUCCUGUUGUUGAAGAAAGAUGGCUCUCUUUUCCAUAAUUCCUGCUUGUGGUGGUUCGGGGACUCAAGGUUUAUGUUUCAAUCAAUCAGCAUUUUUCUUCGGCAGAGACAGUUUUAGAAUUCAUGCGGAGAAAAACAAGCUCUCUGAAACAUAUAAAGGUCUUUCUGCUUCAGCUUUUCUUUCAUGUUCAAGUUCUUCAGCAUUGAUAUCUUCAUUUGGCUGUCACUGCUGUUGUAAUUCUCGAUAUGGGUUGCUAUGUAAAAAAAGAAUUAGGUCUGGAGUAAAUAAAAGCAGUGGAAAGAAGAGUAAUCUUUUUGACCAAAAAGACAAGGGCAACAUGAAAAAGCGUUUCUCUUUGAGAUUGCGCCCAAGAUUGCGUUUGCUAUCAAUGAGAAUAAAGAAUUUUUCAUUCUGGGCAAUGCUAAAUGAAUUUGGGACUUUCUUGCGUAAAAAUUUGAGAAGUGUAACCCUCUCCACCUCUAUUUCUGUUGCCUUGGGGCUAUGCUACUUGUUUCUCAGAUUAACAGCAAUGCCAUCUCAAAAGAUUGUUCCAUACUCAGACUUGAUAAUGAAUCUUCAGAGUGGGUCUGUGUCAAAGGUUCUGUUUGAAGAGGGAUCUCGGCGUAUAUUCUACAACAUUAAAACUCAGGUUCCUGAGAGUACUCAGUUGGAAUUCCAAUCACCUUCAGGAGAUAUGCCUAGUGUUGCUGAUCGUGAUUUUGUUGGGAAUGAUGAUACUGAAAAUCGAAAGGUGACAGGUGAUAAUUUGUUGAGAAGAUUUUCAAGGACCCGGCCUUCUAUUCCAGAGUGGCAAUAUUCGACUAGGAAGAUAGAUCACGAUGAGAACUUUCUUCUAAGUUUGAUGAGAGAGAAAGGAACUGCUUACAGCUCAGCUCCUCAAUCAGUGCUUAUGUCAAUGAGGAGCAUAUUAAUAACUGUGUUGACUCUGUGGAUCCCUUUAACUCCUUUAAUGUGGUUGUUGUACCGUCAACUUUCUGCUACCAAUAGUCCUGCGAAGAAGCGGCGGCCCAGUAAUCAGACUGUCAGCUUUGAAGAUGUGGAGGGUGUUGAUGCUGCUAAACUGGAGCUCAAGGAGAUAGUUUUGUGUCUGCAAGGGGCUAUCAACUACAGCAAAUUGGGAGCAAAGUUACCCAGAGGUGUCCUGCUUGUAGGGCCACCAGGAACAGGGAAAACAUUACUUGCCCGUGCGGUGGCUGGAGAAGCAGGGGUGCCAUUUUUUACAGUUUCUGCAAGUGAAUUUGUAGAAUUAUUUGUUGGAAGAGGAGCUGCACGCAUUAGAGACCUUUUCAACAUGGCAAGGAAAUGUUCACCGUCAAUAAUAUUUAUUGAUGAGCUUGAUGCAGUGGGAGGAAAGCGUGGUCGUAGCUUUAACGACGAACGGGACCAAACUUUAAACCAGCUGCUGACAGAGAUGGAUGGAUUUGAAUCAGACAUGAAAGUCAUUGUUAUUGCGGCAACUAAUAGACCAGAAGCACUAGAUCCGGCUCUCUGUCGUCCUGGUCGCUUUUCACGAAAAUUAUAUGUGGGGGAACCAGAUGAAGAUGGGAGGAAAAAGAUUCUGGCUAUACAUUUGAGGGAAGUUCCUUUGGAGGAAGACUCUGAUCUUAUUUGCUGUUUGGUGGCAUCUCUUACUGAAGGAUUUGUAGGUGCUGAUCUAGCAAACAUUGUCAAUGAAGCUGCUCUGCUUACUGCUCGCAGAGGUGGUGACACUGUAACAAGGGAAGAUAUCAUGGAAGCUAUAGAAAGGGCAAAGUUUGGGAUAAAUGAUAAGCAGCCAACUCCUAGUACUUUUAGCAAGGAACUUGGUAAAUUGUUUCCCUGGGUGCCAUCUCUGAUAAGAAGGAAUGACAUGAGAGACGACGGGUUGCAAAGCCCUCUUGGCUACCAAACACUCAACUGAUGGGUAUUUCCAUUUCUCUGGCAAGCCCAUGCAUGUUCUUUCCCAUUGUUAA